AUGGCGGUUGCCAAGGGCGUGGCCUGGUUGCUAGGGGGGAGUGCAACUUCCGGAGCACUGACCGGCACUUCCGUUUCCUUGGAAGACUGCCGACCCAUAGAGUUCAACUUCCGGAGGACUGAGGGGCCCGUGACGCUCUCGGGGGAGGGAAGAGAGGACGUGGCAGUGACGUCAGCGCGGCCGGUGGAUCCCGGCAGCGGCGCCCGGCCCGACCCGAAUCCCGCCCUCUUCGAUGACAAAGCGGUGGAGAUCGAGGAGCUGACCUACAUCAUCAAGCAGGAUAUCAACAGCCUGAACAAGCAGAUCGCGCAGCUGCAGGAGGUGGUGCGGGCCAGGGGGGGCCAGAGUGGACGGCACGUCCAGACCCACUCCAACACCGUCGUGGUGUCACUGCAGUCCAAACUGGCCUCCAUGUCCAAUGACUUCAAGUCAGUGCUGGAGGUGCGGACAGAGAACCUGAAGCAGCAGCGGAGCCGCCGCGAGCAUUUCUCCCGUGCCCCCGUCUCUGCUUUACCCCUCGCUGCCAGCAACCUGGGCAGCUCCGCGGUGCUGCAGGAUGAGCCGCAGCGCGCCGGCGCGGUGGCCAUCGAGAUGGACGCACGGACGAGCCAACAGCUACAGCUGAUCGACGAGCAGGAUUCCUAUAUCCAGAGCCGGGCAGACACGAUGCAGAACAUCGAAUCCACCAUCGUGGAGCUGGGCUCCAUCUUCCAGCAGCUGGCACACAUGGUGAAGGAGCAGGAGGAGACGAUCCAGAGGAUUGACGCCAGCGUGGAGGAUGCACAGUUGAAUGUGGAAGCGGCCCACGGGGAGAUCCUCAAGUAUUUCCAGUCGGUCACCUCCAACCGUUGGCUGAUGGUCAAGAUCUUCCUUAUUCUCAUCGUCUUCUUCAUCGUCUUCGUCGUUUUCCUGGCCUGAGCCAGGCCUGACCCCCUCCCUGUCCCACCGGCCGGGACAGACAGACUCAGUCCGUGCUCUGCGGGGCUCGGAGACGGACAUCUGCAUGGGGACAGGGCAGGGUCCUGCCUGGGACCCCUUUGUGUCCCCCCCACAACAAGGGCUGGG
Messenger RNA from Haliaeetus leucocephalus (bald eagle), 1065 nucleotides. RefSeq names its product syntaxin 5 (gene STX5). The transcript has 9 exons. Gene Ontology annotation, biological process: vesicle fusion; endoplasmic reticulum to Golgi vesicle-mediated transport; intracellular protein transport. The coding region runs from base 1 to 918 and encodes 305 amino acids. The record is from RefSeq and is a predicted model, not a curated record. Gene Ontology annotation, cellular component: SNARE complex; Golgi membrane; endomembrane system. NCBI's taxonomy places the organism in Eukaryota, Metazoa, Chordata, Aves, Accipitriformes, Accipitridae. Gene Ontology annotation, molecular function: SNAP receptor activity; SNARE binding.